GCCCUCUUGUCCUCUCGCGGUUCUUCUACAGUGAACGACACGCAGCAGGAAAGAAUGCCCUUAAUCACCGAAUUGUCUGAUAAUGAAUCGGUCAAUGCCGCUAGCAAAUCUCCCAUUGAUCGCGAUGGCGAUGGCGAUGACUUGGGUGCGUCUGGCGCCGAUAUGCAGGAUAUGCGGCGCAUGGGCAAGACGCAAGAACUCAAGCGUGAUUUCCGGCCUCUCGCCGCACUCAGCUUUUCGGCUGUUCUACAGGCGACGUGGGAAUUCAUUCUUAUCUCGAAUACUCAGGGUCUCGAGAAUGGCGGCCUUGCUGGCAUGUUCUGGACCUAUGUGUGGACGUUUAUUGGGUUUUGCUUUGUAAUUGCGUCGCUGGCGGAGAUGGCGUCAAUGGCUCCGACGACCGGAGGGCAGUAUCACUGGGUCUCUGAGUUUGCUAGCCCUCGUUGGCAGCGCUUUCUCAGCUAUGUCACCGGAUGGAUGGCCGUUUUAGCCUGGCAGGCCGGCGCAGCCUCGGGCUCUUUUCUCACCGGCACCAUUCUCCAAGGUCUUAUCAGCGUGCGCGACCCUACCUACGAUCCGAAACGGUGGCAAGGAACACUGUUUGUAUUUGCCAUGGUCGCGCUGAUCUAUCUCUUCAAUGUGUAUGCAUCAAACUGGAUGGCCCGUAUUCAGAACCUGCUUCUUAUGAUGCAUCUCGUUUCCUGGGUUAUCAUCCUCGUCGUGCUGGCAGUCAAGGCCCCCCAUCGAGCAGCCAGUGAGGUGUUCACGGAAUUCCAGAAUGGAGGUGGAUGGCCGACCAUUGGUGUGUCGUUGAUGGUUGGGCAGAUCUCUGCCAUCUACGGCUCUCUGAGCUCCGACGCAACUGCGCACAUGUCCGAAGAAAUCAAAGACGCCGGCCGUUAUGUCCCCAUCGCCAUGCUCUGGGGCUAUAUCCUAAAUGGCUUCCUCGCCCUCGUCCUGCUAAUCGUCUUCCUCUUCGCUAUUCCAUCUGUAGACGACGCGCUCAGCGACGCCACCGGCUUCCCGUUUCUCUACGUGUUCGGCGCCUGCACUACAACCGCAGGUGUCAACGGCCUAACAGCCCUAAUCCUCAUCCCAGUGAUCUUCAGCAACAUCCUCUUCAACCUCUCCACGGCACGCCAAACCUACGCAUUCGCACGUGACAAGGGCCUUCCCUUUAGCAGCUGGAUAUCCCGUAUUGACACGCACCGCAGAAUCCCCAGGAAUGCAAUCCUGCUGUCCUGUCUGAUUAGCAUGCUCCUCUCGCUCAUCAACAUCGGGUCGACGACCGCCUUCAACGCGAUUAUUUCCGUGAAUGUGGCGGCGUUGAUGUUCACGUAUCUCGCGGCUAUUUCGUGUGUCAUAUACAUGCGGCUGAGAGAGCCGCAUCGGCUGCCUGUGAGAAGGUGGUCGCUGGGGCGCGCCAGUUUGCCGGUUAAUGUGGUUGGUUUGGGGUAUGUGGUUUUCGCGAUGUUUUGGUCCUUUUGGCCGGCGGCACCAGGGUUUGUUAAGGAGAGUUUUAAUUGGUCCAUUGUUAUUUUUGGGGGCGUUUUGGUCGUCAGUUUGUUCAUGUAUGCGGUGCAUGGAAGGCGCCAUUACGCAGGUCCCGUGGAGCAUAUAUCACGGUCUCUCGGUUAG
Talaromyces proteolyticus is the source of this 1638-nucleotide messenger RNA. RefSeq names its product amino acid/polyamine transporter I. Gene Ontology annotation, molecular function: transmembrane transporter activity. Gene Ontology annotation, cellular component: membrane. The record is from RefSeq and is a predicted model, not a curated record. Gene Ontology annotation, biological process: transmembrane transport. The coding region runs from base 55 to 1638 and encodes 527 amino acids. NCBI's taxonomy places the organism in Eukaryota, Fungi, Ascomycota, Eurotiomycetes, Eurotiales, Trichocomaceae. The transcript is spliced from 6 exons.